AUGGAAUCUCCAGAGCUUCGUCAGCGAAAGCCGGCACCUGGCCUGAAAGGUGAUGACGUGGUUGAAAAGCCUCGAGGCUUCAAAGACACCGAGCCGCGCCUCAAGCACGGCAUUCCUAUGCAGCUCCUUCGUUCCUUGUUACUUGCAACAUGGUUCAAUUGCUGCUGUAUCAUUAUCUUCGCGACCCAGUUGAUCGGGUCUCCGCUUUAUUUCAUAAACAAGGACUAUUAUUAUAGUUACAUGGCUCUGACGAAACAAUCAUUUGGCUUGGUUAUAACAGCCCUGACACAAUGGGGCUGUCCAACAUAUGUACGCGUCAGUGGGGAUGAGAGUGUGCGAGGUCAGAUUCACCUGUGUAAGGAUGGACGACUCAAGACCGAGUUUCCCGAGCGUCUAGUCUUGAUUGCCAAUCACCAGGUUUACACCGACUGGAUCUAUUUUUGGUGGAUCGCUUACACGAACCAAAUGCAUGGCCGCAUCUUCAUCAUUCUCAAGGAAUCACUCAAGUAUAUUCCAAUCAUCGGGCAGGGUAUGACAUUCUACGGUUUCAUUUUCAUGGCCCGUAAAUGGUUGUCCGACAAACCUCGACUACAACAUCGUUUGGAAAAACUCAAGACCCAAAGGUCAGGUUCCAAAUCGGAAUCCCCGCAAUAUGACCCCAUGUGGCUCCUGAUUUUCCCAGAAGGCACCAACCUGUCGCCAAAUACGAAACGACGGAGCGAUGAAUACGGCCGGAAGCAGGGGCUACCGCCUCUGAAACAUGAGCUUCUUCCUCGGUCGACCGGUCUCCUAUUCUGCCUACAGCAGCUGAAGGGAACUGUCGAUUGGGUAUAUGACUGCACUGUUGCGUACGAAGGGCCACCGAAGGGCAGCUAUCCCGACAAGUACUUUACUCUCCGAUCCACAUAUUUGCAGGGAAGGCCUCCGACCUCCGUCAACAUGUACUGGAGACGAUUCGCUAUGUCCGAUAUUCCUUUGGAUGACCAAAAGGAAUUUGAUAACUGGCUCAGGGCGCGCUGGACGGAAAAGGAUGAGCUACUUGACGAAUUCUUUGAAACUGGGAGGUUCCCAACUGCCCUGGCUGGCAGCAUUGACGCUGGGGAUGUGGCCGAUGUACAGAGAGAGGCUGCCUCUAAGGGCUUUGUAGAAGCUCAUGUCCGGCUACAUCACUGGACGGAGCUUGGGCGGAUUUUCAUGGUACUAACAGGCAUGGCGUUUCUUUGCAGAUUGCCCAAGGUUUUUGGGCUAUGGGACUAG
Aspergillus fischeri NRRL 181 is the source of this 1257-nucleotide messenger RNA. RefSeq names its product lysophospholipid acyltransferase family protein. The record is from RefSeq and is a predicted model, not a curated record. Lineage: Eukaryota; Fungi; Ascomycota; Eurotiomycetes; Eurotiales; Aspergillaceae. Gene Ontology annotation, molecular function: acyltransferase activity. The transcript has 2 exons. Bases 1 to 1257 code for a protein of 418 amino acids. Gene Ontology annotation, cellular component: endomembrane system.